This is a messenger RNA of Lactuca virosa, 225 nucleotides long. Lineage: Eukaryota; Viridiplantae; Streptophyta; Magnoliopsida; Asterales; Asteraceae. The record is from the annotation of a GenBank genome assembly.
AUGGCAUCAAUAUUUGCAACCUCAAGAUUUGGAGUUGACAAGCUAAAAGGAUACAACAUAAAGAUACACUGUUACUACUACAACUAUUACAUGCGCAUCAAAUAUCCAAACAAUUUUGACCAUCAAAACACUUGUAUUCACACCCAUUUUCCCAAGUGCAAAUCAACUCUAAGGCGGAAACUAAAGAAACGGCGUUUAUGUUCAGGACUUCGAUUUGAUUGCUAG